Drosophila ficusphila is the source of this 1519-nucleotide messenger RNA. RefSeq names its product probable dolichyl pyrophosphate Man9GlcNAc2 alpha-1,3-glucosyltransferase (gene gny). The record is from RefSeq and is a predicted model, not a curated record. Gene Ontology annotation, biological process: protein N-linked glycosylation. Gene Ontology annotation, molecular function: dolichyl pyrophosphate Man9GlcNAc2 alpha-1,3-glucosyltransferase activity. The coding region runs from base 37 to 1461 and encodes 474 amino acids. The transcript is spliced from 4 exons. NCBI's taxonomy places the organism in Eukaryota, Metazoa, Arthropoda, Insecta, Diptera, Drosophilidae. Gene Ontology annotation, cellular component: endoplasmic reticulum membrane.
ACCACUAGAAAAUGUUAGCAAAACAAAACAAGAGCCAUGAAAUCCGAAAUUUUAGCAACCGCUUUUUUGGGUUUGGCAGUUAGGUCAAUAAUAUCGUUAUACUCCUACUCAGGCUUUGAUACCCCGCCUAUGCAUGGAGAUUACGAGGCACAACGACACUGGCAGGAGAUCACAGUGAAUCUGGAUGUCGGCGAAUGGUACACAAACAGCUCCAACAACGAUUUACUAUAUUGGGGCCUGGAUUAUCCACCUUUGACAGCUUAUCACAGCUAUCUAGUGGGUCGGAUAGCUAAAUCAAUCGAUCCCCAUUUCGUAGAGCUGCACAAAAGCAGGGGCUUCGAGUCGAAGAAACACAAACGCUUCAUGCGCGCAACAGUUGUGACUGCUGACGUCCUCAUCUAUUUGCCGGCAAUAUUGCUAGUGGUCUACUGCAUGGAAAAAACAUUUCAAAGCAAUGACAAACUAUUUCUUUUCAUGCUGAUUUCGGUGUAUCCAGGUCAAAUACUGAUUGACAAUGGACACUUUCAGUACAAUAACAUAUCACUUGCCUUUGCCGCCGUGGCAAUUGCGGCUAUCUUCAGUAAUAGAUUUUACGCUGCCUCGUUUUUCUUCACAUUGGCCUUAAACUACAAGCAAAUGGAGUUGUACCACAGCCUGCCGUUCUUCGCAUUUCUUUUGGGAGAGUGUGUGGGCCAAAAAAGCUUCACCUCUUUUGCUGCUAAAAUUUCACGAAUAGCAACCAUUGUUUUAGCAACAUUUGCUAUUUUAUGGCUGCCCUGGCUGGGAUCGCUUCAAGCGGCGCUUCAAGUGUUGCAUCGCCUUUUUCCCGUUGCCCGAGGAGUUUUUGAAGACAAGGUGGCAAACGUUUGGUGUGCCGUCAACGUAGUUUGGAAACUAAAGAAACAUUUCCACAACGACCAAAUGGCGCUUAUAUGCAUUGGCUGCACAUUAAUCGCUGCCCUGCCAACAAAUGCUCUGCUCUUCAAACGACGAACUAAAAUUUCUUUUUUGCUAGCCCUUUUCAACACAUCCCUCGCUUUCUUUUUGUUCUCCUUUCAAGUUCACGAGAAGACAAUUCUACUGGCUGCCUUGCCAUCCCUGUUCCUUCUUAAAUGGUGGCCAAACGAAAUGAUUAUGUUCCUGGAGGUUUCCGUGUUCAGCAUGAUCCCUCUUUUGACGAGAGAUAAAUUACUAGUACCUGCAUUAGUAUCUACAUUGGCUUUUCAUUUGAUAUUCAAGUGCUUUAAUUCAAAUUCAAAACUUAACGAAUAUCCAUUGAAAUAUUUUUCAAUAAUAUCAAACAUUGUGAUUGUUUCUAUCGUUGGAGCGUCUUUGUCAAUUCCAGCUCCUUCCCGUUUUCCUGAUCUUUGGCCUUUGAUUAUUUCUGUUAUAAGUUGUGGCCACUUUAUUUUAUUCCUUUUGUGGGGAUAUUUUCAACAUUUUACCUGUAAAAUAAGUUAACGUAUAAAACAAACGCCUUGUAAAUAUUUUACUGAAUAAAAAUUUGUAUAGAAGUUGA